Dermatophagoides farinae (American house dust mite) is the source of this 1033-nucleotide messenger RNA. It is a transcript of the gene SP555, whose product is annotated as SPRY domain-containing SOCS box protein SP555. The record is from RefSeq and is a predicted model, not a curated record. Gene Ontology annotation, cellular component: SCF ubiquitin ligase complex. Gene Ontology annotation, biological process: proteasome-mediated ubiquitin-dependent protein catabolic process. Gene Ontology annotation, molecular function: protein binding. Lineage: Eukaryota; Metazoa; Arthropoda; Arachnida; Sarcoptiformes; Pyroglyphidae.
UUCAAUUCGGACAACCCAAAAACACAACUAUAAAUAGAUGUGGAUGGAGACCUUAUAAUGUCAACACACUGUGUUCAAUUCAUUAUUUAAAUGACCAAAAAAUUUUUUUCAUUGUGAAUAUUCAUGAAAUAUGAAAUUUAUAACUAGUAAACAUUCUACAUCGAAAAAACCAUUAUCAAAUGCAUUCAUUGAUGAUUGGCAAUGGAAUCGUGAUGAUCGAUCAGAUGCGGUUCGAAUUUCCAAUAAUGGACAUAUCGCAUAUUUUCAUAUCGAUUGGAGUAGCGGAACGGCUGCCGUACGUGGAAAUAAACCAAUCAAUAUAUAUCCGAAUCGUAAAUAUUAUUGGGAAGUAUUAUUGAAAGAUCGUAUAUUUGGCACUAGUAUGAUGAUUGGAUUGACAACAUCAAAGGCAAAACUUUAUUCCAAUUCUUAUAUUAAUUUGAUUGGUGAAAAUAAAUUUGGAUGGGGUUUAUCACAUAAAGGUCUUUUAUGGCAUAAUAAUCAAUGGCGUGAAUAUUCGAAACCAUUUCAUGAGAAUCGUUCAACAUUGAUCGGUUGUUUAUAUGAUGGCCAAAAUGGUACACUUACAUUUUAUAAAGAUGGUGAAUGCCUGGGACCAGCAUUUCAAGAUCUUCAUUUGAUUGGUGAUAAUCUUUAUCCAACAAUUAGUUCAACAGCAGCUCAAUCACAAUUUAUAUUAACAAUGGCCAAACGAGAAUAUUUAAAUCUACAAGAUAGAUGUAGACAUGUUUUACGACAAACAUAUUCAUUUGAACAUCAAAAUCUAAAUCAAUGGCAACAAAUUCUACCGAAAAGAAUUUUAGAAUAUCUUGUACUUGAUGAAGAAUCUGUAGAAUUUUCUAGUCAACAUAAGAAAUUGGUCGGUAAAAUCAUGAAACAUAGAUAAAAAAAAAUCUAAAUAGAGUGAGUACAACAACGAAACUUGUCAUGAUUCUAGUCAGAAUAUUUAUUCAUUUUAUUCAUUCAUUCAUCAUUGAAAUAAAUUUCAAAUUCCACAUACAAAGUAAUUUCA